UUGAAAUAAAUACUUUCUCUCUUACGUAUUUUUUAUGCCAUUUCUAAAAAUUUCAUCUUUUAAUUUUAAUGAUUCACCCAGUAUUUAUAUUAGUUUAAUAUUAUUAAUAAUAUUAACAAUGACAAAACAAUAAUAUUUAUAACUUUGUUUUCAUUUAUGUUACAUCAGCUUUAAUAUGUUUUUGGUUAGGUGUGUAUGUAUAUGCCAAUGUCAAGUAAAUACGCGUUGCGUUGUUUGAUGCACGUGUUUAAUCACAGCGUAAGAAAUAUAAAUAAAAACUAUAAAAAGUGGUCAAUCUUUGACAUAUAAUGGCUAAUAGUAAUUCUACAAAUGUCCCUCAGAUACAAAUAAGGUUUAUUACUAAACAGGAACAAUUUGCUGUUCCAGAUUAUCCUUUGUCAGUACUUACAUCUAUUACAACAAAUGAAUUAAACAGUCUUGUAAAUGAAUUUUUAAAAGAGUCUCAUCAGUUAGAAAAAGAAAUAGAUUUUGAUUUCUUAAUCUUCUCACAAUUUUUACGUAGUACAUUAUCUGAGCAUAUAUCUGAAAAGAGUCUUUCUAUUGAACAAGUCAUAGACAUUGAAUAUAUCGAAAAACAUCAGUCACCCGAACCACAGAAUUGUCUUAUUCAUGAUGAUUGGGUUUCGGCAGUAGCUGUAUGUCAAAAAUGGAUAUUGACAGGUUGUUAUGAUAAUACAUUGCAUAUAUGGACAUCUAAAGCAAAACAUCAACUUGUAAUACCUGGACAUACAUCUCCUAUUAAAGCAGUAGCAUGGGUAUCUUUAAAUGAAACCAAUGGAAAAUUUAUUAGUGCAUCACAUGAUCAAACAGCUAUAAUAUGGGAUUGGAAUAUCAAAACUAAUUCUGUAGAUUGCAUCCAUGUGUGUAAAGGACACGAACGCGGAUUAGAAGCAAUUGGUGUAAAUUAUGACAAAUCAUUAAUGGCGACAGGAUCAUGGGAUACAAUGUUAAAAAUUUGGUCAACCUCUUCACAAAAUGAAACAGAAGAUGGUGAACCUAAUGCAAAAAAAUUAAAAGCAGAUUAUGGAAAAAUAAUAGUACCUAAAAGAACAAUGAAAGGUCACAAGGAAGCUAUCAGUGGUAUUGUAUGGUCAGAUAAAACAGAGCUUAUAACAUCAUCAUGGGAUCAUACUUUGAAAAUAUGGGAUUCUGAAUUAGGUGGAAUGAAACAUGAAAUUAUGGGAAAUAAAAGUUUUUUUGAUAUUGAUUACUCAGAAUUAUCUCGGACUGUUAUAACAGCAUCUGCUGAUAAGCAUGUCAGAUUAUAUGAUCCUAGAUCAACAGAAGGAGCAGUUGUAAAAGCUAUGUUUACUUCACAUACACAAUGGGUACAAACUGUUCGCUGGUCAAAUGUAGAUCAUCAUUUAUUCCUUUCAGGAGCAUAUGAUAAUGAAGUGAAACUUUGGGAUACUAGAAGUCCUAAAGCACCCCUUUUUGAUCUUUCUGGACAUGAAGAUAAAGUUCUGUGUUGUAACUGGUCAAAUCCUAAACUAAUAGUAUCAGGUGGUGCUGAUAAUACUGUAAGGAUAUUUAAAUCAAAGCAAUUCGUGCAUUGAUUGUACUUUUAUCUUGUACAAUUUUAAAUAUAUGAAAAUAUUCUACA
Messenger RNA from Vespa crabro (European hornet), 1624 nucleotides. RefSeq names its product ribosome biogenesis protein WDR12 homolog. Gene Ontology annotation, molecular function: protein binding. The coding region runs from base 309 to 1577 and encodes 422 amino acids. Gene Ontology annotation, cellular component: preribosome, large subunit precursor. Gene Ontology annotation, biological process: ribosome biogenesis. The record is from RefSeq and is a predicted model, not a curated record. Lineage: Eukaryota; Metazoa; Arthropoda; Insecta; Hymenoptera; Vespidae. The transcript has 9 exons.